AUGAAUCACCAAGCAGCCUGGAUCAAGGAGCCACAUGCCGCCCUAGUGGUGGACGAGGCUCCAAUGCCAACUCCCGGCUCUGGCGAGAUAUUGGUCAAGGUCAAGGUCAUUGGUUUCUCUCCACUAGAGGCAAAGAUACAAAAACUUGCUAUCAUCCCAAUCCCAUAUCCCAAUGUCCUUGGCAUGUCCUUUGCAGGAGUAGUCGAGAGCCUCGGACCGGACGUGGAAGGUUUCAAGGUAGGCGACAGAGUCGCGACUGUCCGAGAUGGGCCGAAGGCCGCCGACCCCCGCUUUGGAGCUUUCCAACAGUACGCUCUGGUAUCCCAGACGUCGACGUCCAAACUCCCUGGAGCCGUGGCUCUCGAAACCGGCGCCACAUCUAUUCUCAAUCUAGCUGCUGUUGCAACCGCAUUUUCCAUCCACAUGGGCCUUGACCGCCCGCCAGUCGACAGCAAGGCAGCGUCGAAUGGGAAGAAAAUCCUGAUCUAUGGUGGCUCCAGUUCUGCUGGUGGACUGGCCACGUGCUAUGCCACCGCCGCGGGAUACGAGGUGAUCACAACAUCAUCGCCUGAGAACAAAGACUACGUACGGAGUCUUGGUCCAUCGGUCAUCAUCGACCACUCGCAGCCUGCCGAGAAUGUACUGAGCCACAUCCAAUCUCACGGCCCUUACGACGCCAUCUUCGACGCCAUCGGCCUCCAGCCCACCUUCGACGUGCUGGGCACAUAUUUAUCUGCAAUCGGAGGUGGUGCUUUUUACUCAACCGGCGUUUCACAAAGGCCGUUGCCAGACAAGGUGGAGCUCAAGUUCGCACCUUACAGCUUAUGGAUGGAUAAGCCAGAGCAUUCUGAGUUCAGAACUUGGUUCUAUAAUGAAUUGGUGCCGAAAGGGCUAGAGUUGCGCAUCAUCAAGCCGACGAGACCGGAGUGGCUAGAGGGUGGCUUAGCUUCGGCGCAAAAAGCCCUUGAUUUGAUGAUGGAGGGUAAGGUCAGUGGGACGAAGCUCUUGCUGGAUCCCAAUGCUUAG
Molecule: messenger RNA, 1026 nt
Organism: Exophiala aquamarina CBS 119918
Lineage: Eukaryota; Fungi; Ascomycota; Eurotiomycetes; Chaetothyriales; Herpotrichiellaceae
Exons: 2
Coding region: 1-1026 (341 amino acids)
Molecular function (GO): oxidoreductase activity, acting on NAD(P)H
Source: RefSeq, a predicted model, not a curated record